Messenger RNA from Haliotis rufescens (red abalone), 1051 nucleotides. RefSeq lists its product as uncharacterized. The transcript has 3 exons. The record is from RefSeq and is a predicted model, not a curated record. Bases 101 to 835 code for a protein of 244 amino acids. NCBI's taxonomy places the organism in Eukaryota, Metazoa, Mollusca, Gastropoda, Lepetellida, Haliotidae.
CAGGUGCACAGUCUUACAACCUGGUGCAGGAGACGCAGUGUGCAGACAUCCUAGAUUCCUAUUUCAGAACCCAAAUACACCCCUCACGUUCCACACAGACAUGGCAAUGUUCACGGACAUCAACCGAGACAAGUACGGAGUUGUUCGGGGUAGGUGUCGAGACUGCCCCGAGGACUGUCCUCAGUAUUCCCUGCCUGUCCUCAGACACAACUGUACAUAUUGCGGGUGUCCAGCGGGUCAGCAUGAGAGGGUGGAACCUCGACCUGAACACAUCAUCAAGAUGGAACCAGGGGAGGAGGGGGCAGGAUCCCCGGGGCGGAGUGAUGACCGACCACCACGCGGUCCGUCGAGAAGAGCCCAGCCAAGUACCUCCAGGCGAAAUGAGUCGCCCACUGGCUCACGAAAUCACCAGGAUACAUCACGUACAGUAAUCCAGAAACGUUGUCAGACGUUAUUUGAGGAUUCUGGCGUCACAUAUUCUCAUCUUCAAAGAAACCUUACAAAAACUCAACGCGGCGUGUUUACAAUCCUAUGGAAGGGAAACAUAAUUUAUGUUGGGGAGCCAAAGAAGACGCCCCUAUUAACUAACCUUCGUGGUAUCUUUACUGGUGGAAGCCAACAAGACAUCAGCAAGUAUUUGAAAAGUUUAGCCAACGAUUUGAAAGAGAAGCAUGUCCGAAUCGCUUGGCUGACACACAUGGAUGACGACCCACACUGCCAAACGUGCAGAGAAGGCAGGAAAAAGCUUUCGUAUCGACAUUGUGUUUCAAAUCUGCAAAGCAAGGAUCCGAGGAAGGUCCUCUUGGAUCUCAAGACAAAAUUUUCACGCCAUUAGAAUCAAAAUGUUUCUCGUGUUUCAACUGACCACUAAUUGUAGUGUUUAGUUUGAAACCUUUCUACUCCUAGCAUCGUCUUUGUAGCUGUAUGUCUCUUUAUCUCAACAGUCUGUAGCAUAAUUGUGGUUUUAAGGAUUUUCUGGGAAAAUAUCACAAGACCAAAUAGCGUCCAUUCCAAUUUGGAAUGAACGUUGGAAUGCUUUGGAAAGAUCGCU